AUGGCCUCCCCCCGCUGUCUCGCAUCGCCUUCCUUUGCUUCGCCGCAAAUCGCCCCCGCUGUCAAGCCCCCACUCAUGGCCUCGCUGCGCCUCCCCACGCUGCCUCCUCACGCCACCGUGAACACGCGCACCGCGCCUCACACCGCUGCACCGCGUCCCCUUUCCCCUUCCCGCCUCCUCAUUUCCCCUUCCCGCCUCCCCAUUUCCCCUUUCCGCCUCCCCAUUUCCCCUUCCUGCCUCCCCAUUUUCCCUUCCUGCCUCCCCAUUUCCCCUUCCCUCCUCCCCGUUUCCCCUUCCUGCCUCCCCAUUUCCCCUUCCUGCCUCCCCAUUUCCCCUUCCCGCCUCCCCAUUUCCCCUUCCCGCCUCCCCAUUUCCCCUUCCCGCCUCCCCAUUUCCCCUUCCUGCCUCCCCAUUUCCCCUUCCUGCCUCCCCAUUUCCCCUUCCUGCCUCCCCAUUUCCCCUUUUUGCCUCCCCAUUUCCCCUUCCUGCCUCCCCAUUUCCCCUUCCUGCCUCCCCAUUUCCCCUUCCUGCCUCCCCAUUUCCCCUUCCUGCCUCCCCAUUUCCCCUUCCCGCCUCCCCAUUUCCCCUUCCCGCCUCCCCAUUUCCCCUUCCUGCCUCCCCAUUUCCCCUUCCUGCCUCCCCGUUUCCCCUUCCCGCCUCCCCGUGUUCCCUUCCCGCCUCCCCAUUUUCCCUUCCUGCCUCCCCAUUUCCCCUUCUUGCCUCCCCAUUUCCCCUUCCUGCCUCCCCAUUUCCCCUUCCUGCCUCCCCAUUUCCCCUUCCCGCCUCCCCAUUUCCCCUUCGUGCCUCCCCGUUUCCCCUUCCCGCCUCCCCAUUUUCCCUUCCUGCCUCCCCAUUUCCCCUUCCCGCCUCCCCAUUUCCCCUUCCCGCCUCCCCAUUUUCACUUCAAGCCUCCCCCAUAUCCCCUCCUUGCAUCCUAAUUUCCCCCCUCCUGCCUCCCUUCCUCCGCGGCCUUCCCCUCCCCUUACCACCCGUACCCUACCCUCCCCUCCCAAUCCUCCCUUUCAAUCCCAUUGCUUCCUCAUCCAUCCUCUACCCACCCCUUGCCCCCUCUUCCUCCCUAUUCCCUAUUGGUCCCUCCCCGUCCCCCCGUUUCGUGGCCUUAUAUCCAGCGCCACUUUGCCGCGAGGAGUGCGGGUGAGAGCAGGAGGGGGGCCCGGCGUAUUUGAGGCGCACACGUUUGGAGUCUUGCCUCCCUGCACGAGCCCAGAGCUCCCCCUCCAUUACCAAACGGGUGAAUGGGCCGCCAAAUCUGACAAGGCAGCCGAAAACGGUUGUGUUACGCUCGCUGCCCCUCCCUGCCUCUUCUUGUCCCUUUAUGCCCUUUCCCGUUCCUCCCUGUCGUUCGAUACCCCCCUCCAACUACCAUCCCCCAUCCUCCAUCCUCCAUCCUCCAUCCCCUAUCCUCUAUCCCCCAUCCCCCAUCCUCCAUCCCCCAUCCCACAUCUGCCUUGCCCCAUCCGCCUUCCCUCAUCCCCCAUCCGCCUUCCCCAAUCCCCCAUCCGCCUUCCCUCAUCCCCCAUCCGCCUUCCCCCAUCCCCCAUCCGCCUUCCCUCAUCCCCCAUCCCCCAUCCGCCUUCCCCCACCCCCCUUCCCAAUCCCCCCCAUUCUCUUGCAGUGACAGUCGGGUGUAGUGCAGCAAGGUGCAGGACCCUCCUUAAUUUUUCCUCCCCGCUCCCCCAUUCCCGUUUUCCACUCUUUUCUCCUUUCCCAGUGACGGUCAUGCCAGGCGCCGGCCCUCAUGCAACCCUCAUGCAACGAGCUACAAUGCAAGCCUUAUUCCCCCUCCCUGCUCCCUGCUCUCCCAGUGACGACCGUGCCAGGCACCGGCCUUCAUGCAACGAGCUACAGUGCAGCAGGGUGCAGGUGGUGCCGUGGAGGGGAGGCGAGGGGCGCACGGCAAUGGAAAAGGGCGAAAGGGACAGGAGGGCUUAA
This is a messenger RNA of Closterium sp. Naga37s-1, 1953 nucleotides long. The record is from the annotation of a GenBank genome assembly. NCBI's taxonomy places the organism in Eukaryota, Viridiplantae, Streptophyta, Zygnematophyceae, Desmidiales, Closteriaceae.